CGAUAAUAAAUUUGAGUGAGGAGUAAUCACAAUUUUUAUUUGAUUGUAUUGGAUGAUUGGGGUAUGUACAAAUGACCAAACCUUUAUAUUCGUGAUCUGCAAACGAUUUCCUACAAAACUAGCUGCAGUUGAAUAAAAAAAGGAGAUCUUUUUUCCGGUCGACAUCAAAGGCAAAAUUAAAAUCGCGAUUAUGUAUUAUGGAGGGGGUUACGAACAUAAUCAAUACAUGUACAAUGAUAUACUAACGAUGUACAAUCAUGUCCAUCAGUUAGUUUUUCCAUUCGCAACCCUCUGUCGGCUAGGCACAUUGGACUUGUUUAAGUCCAUCUUCUUAGGGUUGGUUCUCAAAUUCGCGCCUAACAACAUCCCCUGGUGUUUCUGUGUGUGAUCAGUAUUUGUGUGGGUCGACCGGUUGCAGUCGUUGAUCCGACAGGCGACUUUUGUUUUCGACAGAACGCUCAUUCCACCAAAAAUCCAUGAAGAUUCGUUGAAAAAUGGGCGACACAUCGAUGAAUAAUCCCAGUGAAAAUUUAGUCAAUCAAGAUGAACUCAUCCUUCAGCAACAAAGGAGUAUCGAAAAAGAGAUAUCCGAAUCAAUACCUCUAGUGGGCGAAAAGGAAUCACUGAAGAGCCUGGAGAGGGAGUACGAGGAGGAUGAGGUUUAUCUGUCAAAGGCUAGGGCACUUGGACAAAAGUAUUCCUACAUUAGGAGAACUAGACCCGAUGGUAAUUGUUUUUUUCGUGCAUUCAGUUAUGCUUAUCUCGAGAGACUAAUACAGAAUAAAGAUGAGUAUGACAAGUUUCGUGAGCUCGCAUCAAAGAGUAAGGAUAAUUUAGUUGCACUGGGAUUUCCACAGUUCACGGUGGAAGACUUUCAUGACACGUUUAUGGAAGUCAUUGAGAAGGUUGGCGAUGGUACAGAGGCCAGCAGUGCUGAAUUACAUAAAUUUUUUAACGAGCAGGGUUAUUCAGAUUAUAUUGUUGUUUAUCUUAGACUAAUCACCUCUGGUCAAUUGCAAAAAGAAGCUGAUUUUUACCAGAAUUUCAUUGAGGGUGGUAGGACUGUCGUCGAAUUUUGUCAUCAGGAAGUGGAACCAAUGUAUAAGGAGUCCGAUCACAUUCAUAUCAUCGCAAUGAGUACAGCCCUCGGUACAGGGGUACGAGUACGUUACAUGGACCGUGGGGCUGGAACCGAAGUGACUGCCCAUGAUUUUCCGGAAGGCUCAACACCAGCUGUACAUUUAUUAUAUCGUCCAGGUCACUAUGACAUUCUAUAUCCCUGAUAAUUUCCCUAGCCCCCACAAAUGUCGACAUCUACAAGUCUGCAUCAAUUUUACAAGUAAUAAAAACAAUUUUUUCCGCAUAAA
This is a messenger RNA of Diachasmimorpha longicaudata, 1367 nucleotides long. RefSeq names its product ubiquitin thioesterase otubain-like. Gene Ontology annotation, cellular component: nucleus. The record is from RefSeq and is a predicted model, not a curated record. NCBI's taxonomy places the organism in Eukaryota, Metazoa, Arthropoda, Insecta, Hymenoptera, Braconidae. Gene Ontology annotation, biological process: protein K48-linked deubiquitination. The transcript is spliced from 5 exons. The coding region runs from base 495 to 1283 and encodes 262 amino acids. Gene Ontology annotation, molecular function: ubiquitin binding; cysteine-type deubiquitinase activity.